AAAUCAUUGAAUCAGAAUCAGAAAUUGAAAUCGUUAACCCCGUCUGAGAGAGGUGAUUCCGGCCAUCGGGUGAUUCCAUGAUUUAGGGUCAUGCACUGAUUCAUAUCUCGACAACCAGUGAUUCCAGAGAGUCAAUCGGGGGCGCAAAAACACGGCCAAAGGCCACUCUUUACGUGUGCCAAACGACGUCCUCUCACUCUCAAUGGUCAGCGCGCUGUGACGACAACAAGGUCUGAUUUCUAUGCUGUGAUUUCGUGAUUCCAAAAAGAGUGAGUUCCCGUGGAGAAUCAAGAGACGCGGCAUUUGAAGAGAAGGGAUGGCGAUCGUCGUGGUACUAUGCGGCCAGAACAGUUCGGGGCGCUCCAAACGCCGAACCUGACAGGUGAUCUAUUCCUUGACGCCGGCACAACGGCCUCUCACUUCUCUUGACUCGCUUGAAGCUCCACAUCUGCGAGCUCAGCCGAAAGGGGAAGGCUGCAUUUUCCCUCUGUGCACUCUUCUCUCGCUGAAGCCAUCAGCAGCAGCAGCAGCUCAAGCAGCAGAGCCGCAGAGCAACAGAGCAGCAGAGCCCACUGGGAGAUCCCGUCGAGAGAAACUCGCCACAGGCAAAGGUGAGCAGCACGCGGACGUGCACUGCCUCGAGGAGUCAUGUGCAAUUCACACGAUGUAUUGAUUGUUGUACGCAGUUCAGGUGUUGGCGUGAUGACCUUGCCGCAGUCGGCUCGCCAUCAGCCCCGAUCCCGCCUGCCUGAGCCACAGGCACCAGCGGCCGCAGCAGCAGCAGCAGGAGGGGCGCAAGACCCACGUCAGUCUGAGGAGCCAUCGUCAUUCCCAGGGCUGUUCGACAAGAGCCGCCACACAGGAGCGAAGGACCACUUCUUCGAAUGCGUUGGUGGUGAGGAGCGGCUGCACUUCGGCAUGGGGAGGGUGUCCCUCGGCUCGACGUAUUUCAGCCAUCAGCCCCCGCAGCCAGGGGCGGCCAUCCCCUGGUACAAGGCGGACUGUGGCAAACACGCCACCAACAUCGCCAUGGGGCACCAGGUCGUCGGGUUUGAGGGCGAUGGCUUCGAGAGGGUCGAGAGGGCCAAGCGGAAGGCCACUGAGGACUACGAGUGGCUCGACAUGGCCGACAUCGCGCAGCACUUUGAGAAGCUCGAGAAGCCGUGCACCGAGUUGGGAGGGGUAAGUAAGCAGACACACGAGGGGAAGGAGUGCGACCAGUGACGUUAUCUUCUUGUCUGUUUCUCUGUGUAUGUGCCAUGGUCUCUGCGUGUAGAUUAAGGGGAAGUCGGUGGCCGAGAAGAUCGAACUUCUAACGGCACACUGGGAGCGGGAGCGGGGGGCGGUGGUGGCCAUGUUGCUGCGGGAGAGGGCGGUGUUCGAAGCCGGUCAGCAGGCGAUGGACCACUUUGUGGCCAUCAAGCCCCAGGCUGACCGGCUUUGGGCCGACUGCGAUAGCAUUAAGGAGCGCCAGCAGCCACACAAGCUCAUGGACGCCGGGGAACUGGUCGCGAGGGUGGAGAAAGUAAGCGUGCACCACCUGUCAAACACACAUGCACUCACUCGGUUCAUCCCUGUGUGUGUGUGUGUGUGUGUUCCCUCCCUCCGUCCCUCCCUCCCGCCCUUCUGCUCAGGCGGACGGCAAUCGGGUCAUUUCCCGUGACCCCCAGGCAUUCGCCCCCGUGAAGAGAGACCACGACGCGAUCGUCAUGAACCUCGAUGACGACGAUAACGCGCAACCAGCCCAGCACAAGUCUGUAGCGCACACACGCACACACACACGCAACACACACAGACACACGAAUACUCAAUCACUGUGUUCACUUCUUUUGUGUUGGUCUCGGUUUCAGCCCUGGUGCAGCGGCCGCGGCUGCAGCCGUGCCGAUCGCCAUCGAUGACGCCCCUGCCCGUCCCACUCCCCCUCCCCCUCCCCCUGCAGACGGCGACCAGGGCAUGGCGAGCGAGGUGGCAGCUGCUGUCGACGAGGGAGACGACGUGCAGAUGGGCGAUGGAGAGGACGGUGGUGCGGGCGAUGGUGCGGGCGAUGGUGCAGGCGAUGGUGCGGGCGAUGGUGUGCGUGUGGGUGGCGCUGGCAAGGUUGAGGGGAGCGGCAAACGGAAGCGGCCGGCUGACGGUGACGACGAGGAGCCGCUCGACCAGGCCCUCCGCCGCAAGCGGCGAGUCCUGCGCGCCAACCAGGACAGCCAGGAACCCCAGGACACCCAGGACAACCACGAGGGCGGGUGAGUCAGCACACCGACACACAGACGCAGAGAGGAGGGGACGAUGGACAUAUCAACCUUAUGUGUAUGUGUGUGUGUGUGUGUGUCAUGGUGGUGUGAUACCUGCGAUGCAGCGACGGUGCUGAACCCCCCCCUCAUGUGCCGUACUGGGAGCGGCCGAUGGAGAUUGACGAGAAGUACGCCACCCACAGGUACCCCUUCAGGCGGCGUGCCAACCACCGGCGGCGCCGCUGAGCGGGUGGGGUGCCCGCCAACACCCAUAAACACAACACCCACACACACACACGCACACACACACAUAUCAGUAGGUGGGUGGAUGUAAGUGCUUAGCGUGGUCGAGUUGAAGAGAGCUGUCCGCCCGUCUGCUGUCCGUCUGUGUGCGCCGUGGCUGCGUUGACUUGUGGGCGUCAGUCACAUCAAAGGGGCCGGCUGUUUUUCACUCGACUGACCGUAUCCGUUGGAGAGCAAUACCGGCCUUUUUUGGCCAAGUCAGGCUUACUCCUUACUCUGACUGAUGCUUUGAUUGAUGACACUGUCGGAGUGGCCCCGUGUGUUCAUUUGUCGGUCUGUGU
Messenger RNA from Vitrella brassicaformis, 2815 nucleotides. Lineage: Eukaryota; Vitrellaceae. The record is from the annotation of a GenBank genome assembly.